AUGUUAUCCUACGACAGUCCCGUCCCAGUGAAUGGAAAUCACUCUGCGGCUAGCAUGGCUGCUUCGAUAAAUACUAUGGCACCGAAUCCGAAGCCUAUCAAUGCCACCAUGGUACCAGUAACAUCGAAUAACACUAUCGCAAAAACCAAUGGCCAGCCAGGACCCAGACAUCAUCAUAUCUGGUUAGUCACUGGCCCCGCCGGUUGCGGAAAAAGCACUGUGGCCAAGCACUUGUCAACGGCCCUUAACUUACCUUACAUCGAAGGUGACGAGUUUCACACGAAGGCAAACGUUGAGAAAAUGGCCAAUGGCAUACCAUUGACGGAUGCUGAUCGAUGGGACUGGCUCACUGCCUUGCGAGAGGAGUCUCUGCAUAAACUAGCAGAUGGCGCCGAAGGAGUGGUGCUUACCUGCUCGGCUCUCAAGCGUAAGUAUCGAGAUGUCAUUAGGGUGGCACCUUACUAUUCGCACGACGUCGUUCUCCACUUCAUCUACCUUCAUGCGCCAGAAGCUGUUCUCCUCGAGCGCGUGGGGCUAAGACAGGGGCACUACAUGGGGGCAAACAUGGUCCACAGCCAGUUCUCUAUUCUGGAGCCACCGACGGCAGAAGAGACGGACGUGAUCAGCGUCGACGUGAGCAGGCCUAUGGAGGCUGUUCUAGAGGAGUCUUUGAACAAGGUGCUCCAGAAAAUGGACGAGACUGCAUCGAGCUAA
Messenger RNA from Daldinia childiae, 714 nucleotides. Its product is annotated as putative gluconokinase. Lineage: Eukaryota; Fungi; Ascomycota; Sordariomycetes; Xylariales; Hypoxylaceae. The record is from RefSeq and is a predicted model, not a curated record. Gene Ontology annotation, cellular component: cytoplasm. The transcript has 2 exons. The coding region runs from base 1 to 714 and encodes 237 amino acids. Gene Ontology annotation, molecular function: gluconokinase activity.